Molecule: messenger RNA, 345 nt
Organism: Caenorhabditis bovis
Lineage: Eukaryota; Metazoa; Nematoda; Chromadorea; Rhabditida; Rhabditidae
Source: the annotation of a GenBank genome assembly
AUGAAAUUUUUAACCAUCGGAGCUUUCAUUUCCACCUUCUUCGCAUUAUCUUUGUCGGAUUGCUAUUUCCCAUUUCUUGAAUCCGGUGGCGAAUGUGGGUCGGAUGCGGACUGCGGUGGAAAUCCUUGCGUUAUGGAUGUUUCUUCUGUAAAACGCGUUUGCUGUAAAAACAAGCCUGGAACAGUAGCUCCGGAAUGUCCUGCUGGAACUUCAUACAGUGGCCUUCCAGUGCUUUGCGAUCCAUCCGACGGUGCUGAUGGUUGUCCUGCUGGACUUUCCUGCGUCCCUAGCGUUACUUCGUUCACCAAGGAUCCGGCAUCUCCAGGAUCAAUUUGUUGCAAAUAA